UGCCGCGUGUGUGCAGAGACGCGCUGGACGAGGAAUGCGCGCCGCCGCGAAACCUGCGCUGUCCACGAGCUGAAUGAAAACGAAUGACACGCUUCUCAGUAUGAAGGCGCCAACGCGUCAUAGGAUCGUAUUGUUUGGUGUUGGUGGCGUGUGUUUGAGCUUAUUGCUCCUGUACAAUAGCACUUCUACCAACACACCAGAAAAUCAGAAUAAUUCCAAUAGACAUCAGAUGGGAGAUAUACGACAGCACACAUCCUACUUAGGUUACAGCAGUCUCAUUGAUCAUAAGCCUCUUAGGAUGCAUUGCAAAUGUUGUGCUUUAGUGACCAGCUCUGGUCACAUGACUGGAAGCAAUCGAGGUGCGGAGAUUGACAACACGGAGUGUGUUAUCCGUAUGAACGACGCCCCGACACGAGGCUAUGAGCGCGAUGUGGGGCACCGGACGAGUCUGCGCGUGGUUGCGCAUUCCAGCAUGCAGCGUGUGCUGCAAAACCGCCACGAGCUAAUCAACUCCAGCCUGGAAACAUUCUUUAUCUUUUGGGGGCCUGGAAACUACAUGCGGGGGGACGGUAAAGGACUGGUGUACAACAACCUGCGUCUGAUGAAGCAGAUGAUGCCAGAACUACAGGCGUACAUCAUAUCACGCGAACAGAUGCUGCAUUUCGAUGAGCUCUUUAAGAAGGAAACAGGAAAAGACAGGAGAAGAUCUAAUUCUUGGCUGAGCACAGGGUGGUUCACCAUGGCAAUCGCUAUGGAGAUAUGUGAUAGGAUCAACGUCUAUGGCAUGAUUGCCCCCGAUUUCUGCAAGUCCUCCAACACCAAACCUUCAGUGCCGUAUCAUUACUAUGAGCCUGCUGGGCCAGAUGAAUGCACCAUGUACCUCUCCCACGAGCAGGGCCGCCACGGCAGCCACCACCGCUUUAUCACAGAGAAACGUGUUUUCGCCAACUGGGCACGAAUGUUUAACAUACACUUCUAUCAGCCAGACUGGAGACCAGCGGCUCUCGCACGGAACCCCACAUUCACCUGAGGUUCAUCCUGUUCAGACUCUGGAACAAUAAGCAUCUAGCAAAAGUUAUCUGUAUGACAGUUUGGGAUGUGUUUUGUCCCUUUAAGAAUAAAUGUAGUUAACUUGAAGACCUUGAAGGAAGUUAAAGUUUAUGAUAAUGCUCAUUGUUGUUUAAAAUGUCAAGGACUAUUUUAUACUACUUCUACUAUAAGCUACUUUUAUUUGGCAAGAACAUAUUUUUUAAUGAAUAUUCCAGACACAGUAAUACAACAAUAUAAAUCUUAACCUGUUUUUAUUAACAGCUGUAUUGAUUAGUCAUUGUUUAAUUUUAAAGCUAAGUUACUAUUUUAAUUAAAUCACAUUUGCUGUCUGGGUCACAUUGUUCUCCAUGUGUAAUUUUAUUCAGUUAUGCAUACAGCUUCACUUAUUUUUGCCACUUAGAGUGUCAAGCACAUAAUGUUAUACUGAUUUCUUGUAGCAGUAGCAUGCAAACACAACCAUUUAAAAACUGGACCGUUUCCAAAUGACACUUAAACAUAUGCAUUCAUUGGAUUUGCGUGCGUGCGUGUGUGUGCUCCUGUGAGAAGACAUUCAGUUCUUAAGCAAAGCUGAAUAUAUAAGUACUUUGGAGUACAUCAUUUGAAGGCACAAUGAUGUAUUGUUUAUUAAUUUAAUUACUCACAUUUGCAUUGUGUAUCGUAACAGUAUAAUUCUGUAACUCCCUCUAGUGAAAUAUUGAGUUUUAUACUAAUAAAUGGUUUGUCAAUGUGGUUUCUGCUCUUAAAUAAAC
Messenger RNA from Triplophysa rosa, 1799 nucleotides. RefSeq names its product ST6 (alpha-N-acetyl-neuraminyl-2,3-beta-galactosyl-1,3)-N-acetylgalactosaminide alpha-2,6-sialyltransferase 5b (gene st6galnac5b). Gene Ontology annotation, molecular function: alpha-N-acetylgalactosaminide alpha-2,6-sialyltransferase activity. NCBI's taxonomy places the organism in Eukaryota, Metazoa, Chordata, Actinopteri, Cypriniformes, Nemacheilidae. Gene Ontology annotation, biological process: oligosaccharide metabolic process; ganglioside biosynthetic process. The transcript is spliced from 5 exons. The record is from RefSeq and is a predicted model, not a curated record. The coding region runs from base 74 to 1030 and encodes 318 amino acids.